UCCUCCCCGUCAUCAUCCAAGAACCUGCCCCCAAAGCGUCAGGAGCCCGCGAUGCGGCCGGUCAAGCCGCCGCUCUCGACGGUGUCCUUCUCGAACUUCAUCUACGUCCUCGUCGCGCUCCUCGCGCUCACAGCGGCCUACUUCUCCUACAGGACGGUGCAGAUAAAGACCGAGGUCGGCGGCUGGUGGAACCUCGCCCUAGGCAAGCGGCCGAACUACAUGGCACCCCCAGAGGGUAGACACCCCGACAAAAUCGGCAAAGACGCCAACGACGAGACCGUCGAGUCCCGCAUUGAGGCGCUGGCAGAAGCACUCGGCAUCAAGUCGAACGACCUCGCAUCCGCGAUCGCCGUCGCCGUGAAGGAGUACGUGCCGCCCGCCAGCCUGUCCUCGAUCGCGUCGUCGCAGACGGGGGACGCGGUGGAAGCUAUGAUC
Schizophyllum commune H4-8 is the source of this 435-nucleotide messenger RNA. RefSeq lists its product as uncharacterized. The record is from RefSeq and is a predicted model, not a curated record. The annotation marks the transcript as partial. The transcript is spliced from 2 exons. Lineage: Eukaryota; Fungi; Basidiomycota; Agaricomycetes; Agaricales; Schizophyllaceae.